AUGGACAAUAGAGUGACAAUAUACAAUCCAGAUGAUGAUGAAGAAGAUAUUAAUAAUGAAAUAUUUGCUGAUAUUCAACCAGUAACUUGGAUGAAUGAUUAUGAGGAUGAUGAUAAUUUAAACUAUGAUCUCGAUGAGAUUAAUAAUUUUUUUCAUAGAGUUGACUCUGAUCAAAUAAUUUAUGCUGAAAAAAAGAAACGGUGUAAAUUAAUUGGUAAAUAUGUUAUGGGCGAUUUACUUGGUGAAGGUAGUUAUGGCAAAGUUAAGGAGGUACUCGAUUCAGAAACAUUAUUUAGACGAGCUGUCAAAAUAUUAAAAAAACGUAAAUUACGAAGGAUACCUAAUGGUGAACAAAAUGUACAAAGUCUUGCAAUAAGAAAUACAAUUAUUGAAGAGACUAAAACAUAAGAAUGUUAUUGAAUUAAUUGAUGUAUUAUACAAUGAAGAAAAAGAAAAAAUGUAUCUAGUUAUGGAAUUUUGCGUUUGUGGACUUCAAGAUAUGUUAGAAAGUACGGCCAAUAAGAGGUUUCCGAUAUGGCAAGCACAUGGAUACUUUACACAACUCGUAGAUGGUCUAGAAUAUCUCCAUAGCAAACGAAUUAUUCACAAAGAUAUUAAACCGGGAAAUUUAUUACUUAGCCUUGAUGGUACUUUAAAAAUAAGUGAUUUUGGUGUUGCAGAGGCUUUUGAUAUUUUCGCUGAAGACGACACUUGUACGAUGGGACAAGGUACUCCAGCAUUUCAACCUCCAGAAAUUGCUAAUGGAUGCGAGUCAUUUGCUGGUUUCAAAGUUGACAUUUGGAGUUGUGGAGUUACUUUGUAUAAUAUAACAACGGGUAUUUAUCCGUUUGAAGGUGAUAAUAUUUAUAAAUUGUAUGAAAAUAUCGGUAAGGGUGAUUAUACAAUCCCAGAAGAAGUAGAAAAUAGUCUGACAACACUGUUAGAAGGUAUGCUACAAAAAGAACCAGAGAAAAGAUUUACACUGCAAGAAAUUCGACGUCAUCCAUGGACUAUUUGUCGACCGGAGCGAACAACUGAUCAAGUACAAAUACCACCAAUUAAAGGCAAUACAGGACAUAAAAUGACCGUACUACCAUAUUUAAUGGAUUAUUAUUAUGGGAGUGAUGAAGAACCUAUGUAUUAUACAGCUAGACAGCUAAGUGAGGAAAGAAGACUUGAAGAAUUGGAUGGCAUUAGUAGUGACCAAAAGAGUGUAUCCAGCAGUGGUAAUACUAAUAAAUUAACACCUAGUAACAGUAAACGACGUUGGCGUAGACCGAUCUCGAGUAUUAGUGUUAAAAAAUUAACUUCUUGCAAACCAUCGUGA
Cotesia congregata is the source of this 1327-nucleotide messenger RNA. Lineage: Eukaryota; Metazoa; Arthropoda; Insecta; Hymenoptera; Braconidae. The record is from the annotation of a GenBank genome assembly.